GGCCCGGACCCGCGCCGCCCGCGACUCUUCUUCGGUCUUGGCCGUCUCCAGUCCCGACCUCUGUCGGUCUUUCUGGCAUCUUCUCUGUCUCUGUCUCUCUCCCUGUCUCCCCAGUCGCUCUCGGAGAUGAGGGCGGGCCGGCGCGGUUCGCUGCAAGGCGAGCGCGGGCAGGGGAUUGCACUGGACAGCGUUAUCCGCGGACCUAUAGACCGGGCGCCCAGGCAUGGAUCAGCGCCCGUCACCAUGGACCCUCCAUCCCUGGACACAGCCAUCCAGCAUGCCCUAGCGGGCCUCUAUCCUCCUUUUGAGGCCACAGCACCCACUAUCUUGGGCCAGGUGUUCCGGCUCCUAGACUCUGACUUCCAAGGGGACGGGCUGAGCUUCCUCCUGGAUUUCCUGAUCCCUGCCAAGCGCCUGUGUGAGCAAGUGCGCGAAGCAGCCUGUGCCCCCUACUCGCACUGCCUCUUCCUGCACGAAGGCUGGCCGCUCUGUCUGCGGGAUGAGGUUGUGGUCCACUUGGCACCCCUCAACCCCCUCUUACUGCGCCAGGGAGACUUCUACCUCCAAGUCGAGCCCCGGGAGGAGCAGUCUGCCUGCAUCAUGAUCACGUGCCUCUCCCUGGACCUCCGCACAGUGAAUAAGAAGCCUGUCCCCGAGUCAGCCUAUCCUGGACUUUUCACCCAAGAAUGGCUGGAGGCCAUCAACAAUGACUUUGAGGGAAGCCCCCUUCGCAACUGCCUGGUGGCUUCAGAACAUGGGGUUGUCCCUGUGCCUUGGACCAAGAUAACCAGCCCAGAAUUUGUGGAUGCCAGACCCCAAGCCAUGGAUGUCCUCUCCCCAGCUUGUGGGUCCCUUCAACUAGAAGCACUGGAUGUGAGCAGCUCUCCAGGGCCACACCAGGCCAGGUCCCCAGGCACCCAGGAGUUUCUUGCCCAGAGCAUGGCCGAGGGUAAGGGCAGGACACACAGACACAAGUAUCCGGGACUUAUCAAGGUAGAGCAGGCCAGGCCUGGGGAGGUGGCCCUCAGAAUGAACAGUGUGGCCAGCCAGGACUUGGAGGGAGACUACGUGGCUCUCCUAGACUUUCCCCGAGAGAGCAGAGCAGAGUGUCCCAGGCAGGGGGUGGGGACAGCCAGUGGGUGUACUCCGGGAGCACUAGAGGAGCUCUCUGGGACUGAGGAAAUUCCUCUCUCUCAAAGGAUGCCGCCUGACCCAGAGGUCAGUGAAGAACCUUCCUUGGAAAAAUGGGCAAAGCCAGCCAGCUCAGAGGGGGAGCCCUGCAUUUUGGGCUUGAGGAGAAAGACCAACCGUAAAGCCUCCACCCAUGACCCAGAAUGGCAGCCCCAAGGGCCCUACGUCAAUGUCCUUGAUAACCCAUUGAAUGAUGCCUGGAGCCUUGGGGCAGGUGUCUCAGAAGAGCCAGCUACCUCUAAGACUGAGGGACCUCUGGGACACCCAGAGACUGUGGGCCAGCUCAGGCCUGGACCAAGACGAGCCUCUUCUCCUCGCCUGUCUCCAGCUUCCCCUGCAGCUCCAGUUUCUAGAACAAAAAUGGAGAAGAAGACCAAACAGGGAAACAGGAGGCUUCUCAAGCCCAUGGCUUGCUCUAGUCAAAAUACCUCCCCUUCUGGGUCUCCUACUCCUGGACUUAAAUUCUCCUUCUUGAAAGGGCAGAGACAAACUCCUGGGCCCCCAGAGAAAGCCUCGCUCCAGCAUGAUGGGCCUUGGAAGGUCCUGUGUUCUCUCUAUGCGUCUAAACCCACCCGAGCCAAGUCCGCGGUAAAAGCUGGAACAACUCAGACUAGAACGUCUGGCUCAGCUGCUGACUCAGGCCCAUUGACUGAGGAAAAGGCUGAUUUCCCAGAAGCUUCAGCAGGACCCCCAGAGAGAGGCCCCGCCCUGGAUGAGGCGCCCUCAGGGCCUGAGCCCAAGAUUGGGGCUGUGGGUGUUGAAGUUUUCCACUCCAGGAUAGCGUGCCUGCCAGGUGGUCGGGACAGGGCAGGGCGGCCCCUGCUUCUGGUGUCCACUACAGAGGGAGCCUGGGAGGCCCCGUGGUGCACGGCCCCGGAGGUCACCAAGCUGCUCUCCUACUUGUGCUCGGUCCCCAGGUCCGAAGAUGCAGCCAAGGGGCUGGUGGUCGUGAUUGAUGCCAGCAAACAGCCCCUGCAUCCUGGUCUGGUCCGUGCCCUGCAGGCCACCCAGGUGCUGCUCCCAGCCUCCAUCGGGGCCAUUCUCCUCCUGGGGGACAAGGAGGCUGCCCUCCAGCUGCAGGCCUUACCUGACGUCCAGGUGGAGAUGCUGACCUCACUGAAGGCCCUCAGCUACCACGUGGAUCCUAACCAGCUGCCUGAAGCCCUGGAAGGCCCCUUCCCCUACUGUCACAGCGAGUGGGUGCAAUUCUUCCAGAAGAUGGACCCUUUCCUUGCUGCGCUCCGCCAAGCCUCCUCCCUGCUACAAGCUUCCAUCGAGGAGUUUGAGAAGGGCGACCCCCCUGGGGGAGUACAGGAGGCUACCAGGUGCCUGAGCAAGUCCAAGGAGCUGAUGGAGGCCGUACUGAAGGACCCGGGCCUCCUGAGCCUCCAACAGGAAGGUGGAGCCACCCUGGCCAGGCUGCAGAGGGAGGCCAGCAGGCUGGACUUCAACCCCGAUGUCAGGAACCACCUGGCGGAAGCUGCUGCCCUGUACAGCCUCGUAGAUGAGCAGCUUCACGUCCUGGUCACUGCGUCCAACCACCUCCUGGGGAAGCUGGAGCUCCGCGUCCGCCUGGGCCGCCUGGAAGCCGCCAUCCAGCAGGUCAGCGACUGGAUGGAGCAGGAAGGAAGCCAGUGCCUGCAAAUGCUGACCCCCAAGGAUGGAAGUGUGGAGACUGUGGAGAAAGCCCAGGCAGAGUUUGAGGACUUUUUCCUUCAGGCCGCAGCCCAGUACCGCAGAGGCCUGGAGUUGUCCAAGCAGGCGGCCCAGCUGGGAGCUGCAGCCCAAGGAUCCAGAGAGGGGGGAAGGACAGAGUCCCCAGAGCUGGCAGCCUUCAGCUCUACCCAGCGGACCUUCCAGGCUAAGUUGACCCACUUCUACAUGGCGGCAGAGCGGCAACGCACUGACCUCGAGACGCUGCUUCACCUGCACCGCUUCUUCAAGAAGAUGACCUGGUUCCACAUGGACUGUCAGGACCUGAUGACUCAGCUGCAGCUGGGCAAGACCCAGAGGGCCAGCCCCAGGGACCAGCGCCGUCUCCACCGCUACCUGCAGCGACUGGAGGCCGAGUUCCCUCCUGAGAAGCUCUCGGCCAUGGGGCUGCAGGUGGCCUCCCUGAGCAGACCAAGUCUAGGCCAGGACCUGUGGGGGGAGGCGCAGGCCAGACACCAGGAGAUCCGGACCCUCCUGAAGAAGGCCUUGGCCCACUGUCCAUGCCCAGCGGCUGCCUCUGCUCACUCAGCACGUCCAGAGAGAAGAGGGGUAGCUGCCAAGGGCCAGGGUCUCAAUGAGGAACUCACUUCCAAGGGGAGGUGGGACUUGCUCCUCCAGGACUCACCGGGCGGGGAUCCUUUGCCCAAAUCCUGUUGGCCUCUUUGGGCCACCAGAGCCAGGCAGAACACAAGUUUCCAGGCAGGCCCGGCACCUCAGGGAGCUGGAGAGGCCGACGAAGGCAGAGGCCUGCAUGAGCUGCCUCAUCCUGCCCCCGAGCCCUUUCCUGCCCCACUUCUCUUCUGGCAGAAGCUCCACAAACAGGGCUGGGUGCCCCACUCCACUGGGGGCAGCUUCUCCUCAGAGGGGACAGACUCACAGACCUCUCUGGAGGACUCACCCCAGACCAGUCCCCCUGCCUCACUCUAGGGGGGUCCCCCCCAGAUGGCUGGGAUGGGGCCCAGCUAGAGGGAGCUGGAGAGCCCUGACCAGCCCCGUCGGGAUGCAGCUACCGAGCACUGGGUUCACAUUUGCCGUGCUGGAAGGCUGGGAACCCUGGGCCUGCUCCUAGCCCAAGGAAACUCUGGGAAGUUCUGAUUCUCACUCAGGUGGAAUGGCAACAGUGGGAGUCUCAGCCAGGACUCAGUGAUGGGGUGACUGGCUCUGCAGCUCUGGGUCUCCGGAAGUCUCACCUGUAACAGGCCUGGCGCCCUGCUGGGACUCAGGGGAGCACACAGGCCUUCCCCUUAGGCAGGCAGCCAUAGUCACCUCCUACAGAAUCCAUGGGCAGGAGACCUGGGAGUGGCUUUGUCAGCGAUAAAACUAACUCUGGAAAAUGUUGAA
Messenger RNA from Tupaia belangeri chinensis (Chinese tree shrew), 4245 nucleotides. RefSeq names its product KIAA1755 ortholog. Bases 127 to 3831 code for a protein of 1234 amino acids. The record is from RefSeq and is a predicted model, not a curated record. NCBI's taxonomy places the organism in Eukaryota, Metazoa, Chordata, Mammalia, Scandentia, Tupaiidae. The transcript is spliced from 14 exons.